Molecule: messenger RNA, 1081 nt
Organism: Paramecium sonneborni
Lineage: Eukaryota; Ciliophora; Oligohymenophorea; Peniculida; Parameciidae
Source: the annotation of a GenBank genome assembly
AUUCUUUAAUAAUGGAUUUUGAAAAAAUAGCUUAAGAAGUUUUUGAAUACUAGAAUUAAAUUAGAAUGGAUCCUACAAUAGGAAUAGCACCUUUAGAGGCAAGACUGAAAUAUUUCAAAGGAAAUAUCUUACAUAUGCCUGGACAAAAACCCCUUUAAUAUAAAGAAGGAGCUCCUUGUGUUUAAGAAUGUAUUGAUUUUUUAAAAGCAUAACCACCUCUUCCUCCUUUGUAAUAUGAAAAAGGAUUGGAAUUGUCAGCUAGAGACCAUGGAAUUGACUUAGGUAAUAAGAAAUUAGAUUAAAAAUAUAUUAGGUAAAAGUGGCACCACUGGUCAUACAGGAACUGAUGGAUCUAAUACUUCUAAAAGAAUUAGUAGAUAUGGAUUAUGGAAACCUGGACCCGCUGGACAAAAUAUUAGUUAUGGUAAAAUUACAGGUUAAGAAGGUAAAUUAUUAUCUAAUUUAAUCAAGUCUUAUUAUAACUUAUUGUUGAUGAUGGAAAACCUGAUAGAGGACAUAGACAUAAUGUUUUUGAAAAAGAUUAUAAAUUAGUUGGAGUAUAUGUUGGAGAACAUAUUAAAUUUAAAUACAUUACUGUUAUGGACUACUCCAAGAAGUUUACUAUGAAAGGUCAAAAAAAGUAAAAAAAACUCAAAUAGGAAUCAGAAGAAAAUGAACUUAUUGAGGAUGUUGAAAAAAUCAAUCUUGAUGAAUAAGAACCAGAAGAUAUAGAAUAAAACGUAUAAAUUAAAGAAGGAAAUUUAUAAGGUGAAGAUUGUAUUGAACUUGAUCAUAUUGAAUAAACUGAUUUUUAAUAGGAAUUAUAAUAAGAAUAACAAGAAUAACAAUAACAAUAAGAAUAAGAAAUAGAAGAAACAGAAGAAUAAUAAGAAUAAUAAGAAUAAGAUGAAUAAAAUACAGAUAAAUCUACAUCAAAUAAAAUUGUUAAACCUGCUGGAUGCAUUAAAAUUGUGAAAAAAAUUAAACAAGUUAAUUAGAAUGGAGUAAAAAUGAAAUAAAUUACCUGUAUUUUUAAAAUGAAGGAUGGAACAGAAUAAAAAUAAAUUAUAUUAGAAUGAUU